Molecule: messenger RNA, 1344 nt
Organism: Paramecium sonneborni
Lineage: Eukaryota; Ciliophora; Oligohymenophorea; Peniculida; Parameciidae
Source: the annotation of a GenBank genome assembly
AUGAAAUAAUCAAAAAUGAAAAAAAUAUAAUCAAAAUCAGUUGAUAAAACAACUAGAUAAAUAAUUAAUAACAAUAGUUAAAUGUCUUCAUCAGUUGAUUAUAAAAUGAAAUCAAGUGGACAUAAUUUAAAAUAUAAUUAAAGCACUUAAAGUGUAAUAUCUGAAAGUAGUAUUGCUAAAAAAGGAGUUAUAUACGAGGGUAGUAAUACCUAAGUAUAUAGAAUAUUAAUAGAAGGACAUUUUAAUUACUAUGCCCUUAAAAUAAGUAAAGUUAAUAUGAAUAAAUGCACAAAAGAAAUAUAUUAUCUUAAAUAAUUAAGACAUCCUAAUAUAAUAGAAUUAAAACAUCAUUAUGUAAUUUAUGACAAAACUAAUGUAUAAUCUCUUACAUUAUAUAGGAUAAUAGACCUAUGUUAUAUGAGAUUAUGCCUUUAAUGAGUUGUAAUCUAAGAUCCUUCUUAUAGUAAUUCUAUAAACACUAAAAUGUGUAAGAGAAUACUAAAGUAAUAGAUCCUAAAUUUAUUAAUCAAGCUAAAUAAGAAAAGAAAGCUAAACAAAUCUUAUUCAAAUUAUUUAUUUAUUAAAUUGUUAGAGCAGUAUCUUAUUUGCAUCAUAAAAAUAUUACUCAUAGAGAUUUAAAUCCCAGAAAUGUAUUGAUUGAUGUAGAUUCACUAAGUGUCUAACUUUGUGAUUUCAACAGCGCUAAAUAAUUAUUUACAUCUAUACCUUCUCCAAAUUAUAUUGGUGAAAGAAAUUAUAGAGCACCUGAAUUAUUAUUAGGUUCUAAAUUAUAUAAUUAGUAAGUUGAUAUUUGGAGUUUGGGUUGUAUUAUAGCUGAAUGUUUUCUAGGUAAAUAAUUAUUUAAUGGAACUAAUACAGUUGAAACUAUGGCAGAUAUUAUUAGAUUACUUGGAACACCUACUCUAUAAGAAAUGAAAAAUCUCAGAUCUUCAAUCUUAGAUCUCAAAAUGCCAGAAAUUCCUAAAUUUCCUAUGGCUAAAAGAUUUUCAGAAAUUGAAAAUGAUUAAUUAGUUGAUUUAUUAGAAAAAAUCUUUGUUUAUGAUCCCAAUUAAAGAAUAUCUGCUUUUGAUAUUCUACUUCAUCCUUUCUUUUAAGAAUUAAAAUAACCAAAUAUCAAAAUCAAUUCCAAAUCUUUACCUAAUCUAUUUAACUUUACAAAAGGUAUUUUAUUAUUAUCUAUUUUUUAUUUUAGAAGAAUUAUAAUUAAAUGAAUAUCAAACUAAUAAAAAUAGAUUAAUACCUAAUUGGUUUACAGAAAAAUAAAAAAGAUUUGAAUAUCUAACCACAAGUAUGGAUGAUGCUAAAUUAUUAUUAAAUAAAUGA